GUCCUUGUUUGGAAAGAAAGAAAUGAGAAUUCUCAUGGUCGGGUUGGAUGCAGCUGGUAAAACUACAAUCUUAUACAAAUUGAAAUUAGGAGAAAUCGUCACAACUAUUCCAACUAUUGGUUUUAAUGUAGAAACAGUAGAAUACAAAAACAUAAGUUUCACAGUUUGGGAUGUUGGUGGCCAGGACAAGAUCAGACCUCUAUGGAGGCAUUACUUCCAAAACACUCAAGGUUUAAUCUUUGUGGUAGACAGCAAUGACAGGGAGAGAGUGAAUGAAGCUAAGGAGGAACUUAACAGGAUGUUAAAUGAAGAUGAACUAAGAGAUGCUGUAUUACUAGUCUUUGCUAAUAAACAGGAUUUACCUAAUGCUAUGAAUGCUGCCGAAAUAACUGACAAGUUAGGCCUGCACCAACUAAGGAACCGUUCAUGGUACAUUCAGGCCACAUGUGCCACUAGUGGAGAUGGAUUAUACGAAGGACUAGACUGGCUGUCAAAUACAUUAAAAAAAAGCCAAAACUAACAAUUUGAUCACUAGAUAAUAUUGGGGCAAAGAACACACACCGGGGUUAUAAUCCAGUAAAAAUUCCAUUAUUUAAAUAACUCAACUUUGAGAGACAGAAGUGGCGUGUAGGGAGAUUUUUUAUACUAAACUUAUUAUGGACUGUGGACGUGCACUGUGUUUAUCAUCUACUGUCAAAUGACACCACAGAGUCAAAUGAUGCAAAGGAUAAUAACAGUUCCAGAUAGGGCCCAAUGACAGUUAAGCAAGCGCAUGAUAAUCUGCAUACUGAACAAAUUGGUUUAGAUUUGAGGUGUAAGAUAACAUACUCAUAUUGCAAUUUUUCAGGUGUAAUAUGUUAAAAAUUGUCUGGUAAAGUUUUGUCAACGAUUGGUUUCAUAUGCUCCUGAGCUUUUGAGCUUAGCAUAUAAAUUUCUGUAUUUGUUAUUAAUUCAGUGCCUUUCACUUUUUGCAAUAGGCCUACCCAAGCUUAGGCUUGAACUCCAAAUCUAUUAUAUUAUGAUGUGACUAUCUGUUUAUUCAUUUGGAUUUGGGCAAAUAUUUGAUUUGGCAUAAUUUCCACAUACACCAAAUUGCCAAAUUCAAAUUAGUAUUCAAUUAAGAACAAAUUCAGAAUGGACUUAUUAUUGUCAGUAUGUAUAUGUAUUGUGGGUUGAAUUAUUUGGAGUUUUUAACCUAUAGCAGUAUUUGUAUUUUU
Messenger RNA from Owenia fusiformis, 1217 nucleotides. NCBI's taxonomy places the organism in Eukaryota, Metazoa, Annelida, Polychaeta, Sabellida, Oweniidae. The record is from the annotation of a GenBank genome assembly.